GGAGCCUCCCUCGGGACAGACCCGUCCCUCAUCAUAACCGUCCUGUGCGGGAGAGGAGGAGCAGCGGUGGGCCAGCAUGGAGGAGAAUGACCUGCUGAAGGAGAGGCUCCAGGCCAUCACUGAGAAACAUCGCAUUCAAGAGGACAUUAGACAGAAGAAACUGGAACUGGACCAAGAGAAACUGAAACUACAGCACCUAAAGAAAAAGGCUCUGAGAGAGCAGUGGCUGCUACAUGACUCGACUUCCCACAAUGCAGCAGACUCCAGGCAGCUGGAGAGCCUAUUGUCUGACCAGCAGCAGGCCAGAGCACUACAGCUCAGCAUCCACAGAAUCGAAAUGGAGGUGGAGUCUCUGGAGAGGAAGGAGUCCAUGAUUUCUACCAAUGAGAACUUCAUUAUCAAAAGACUGAGGGCUGUGGAGAAAAGCUCUGAGGACAUUAUUAAGGAGGUCCAGGACAGCUUUGUUCCUGAACCAUUACAGGUCACCACAGUGGUCCCUGAUGUCCCAGAAUCAUUUUCUCCAACAGCCAGCAAACCUUCAGAACAAGACACUACUAAAAAGACUCUCUUUGCCAUGGAGAUUAAUGUGACUAAAAACAUGUUGACUGGGGAGAGCACUGUACUUUCCACUGCAUCUGUUCCGCCUGAGGAGUUGAACCAACACGCUGGGCUUAAGGUUUAUGAUGACGGCAGGAAGUGUGUUUAUGCCCUCAGUUCACAAGAGGGGUCACAUGAGCAGACCUGUGUUCCUCAGCUGUCAGCCAAUGAGGUCGAACAUUUGUUAAGAAGUGCUACAGUGCAUCGCCAAGUAAAGCACCAAAACUACCACCCAAAUCCCAUCAGAAGGGAGGGACGCAGCUUUCACAAGCACCAGGAUCAGAGAGACAUGGUGCAGGAGCAUGACCUCAGGAAACAGGGAAGAUAUUCUGGGAAUCAUGUCCUCAGGAGCGACAUUGCAGAGAAAGACUUCAUCUGCAGGGAAAUUAGGCCGAGAGAAACAUACGAUGGGCGUCGCUAUAGUCACCAGGAACACCAUUAUUGGAGGCAAGAACACAGAAACCCCCAAAACAACCUGAGGGAACGUCAUCACCUUGGAAACCAAAAAGACCUUGGUUAUCACUAUGGUAACCAGAAACAUUGUCACCAUGGUUCGUACCAAGUGAUUAAUUUUCACAGUGCUGAGGAAGAAGAACGUGCUAGGCACCACAGAAAUGGGGUCACCAGAAGCAGCAGCAGCCGGUUGUUAAGUGGAACCAGACCCAAUGGCUUUCCUCCUUCUAGAUCACAUGACCAGGGAAUAGUGGCAGGCUAUCAGCCACAGCUCUGCUACACUCCGGCGAAUUAUAUUCCUCUCAGUGAUUACAUCAGUGUUGACGAGGAAGAACUUAAUCACUACAGCUCACCAUACUACCAGUCACACAACCAAUCCACAGCUCAUAGUGGCCCCGCCCACAAACACAGAGUGCCCUCCCCCCUCUAUGGAGAUGACACACCUUAUACCAUCCUCAACAGCUUGGACAACACGGAGCCAAUCACAGCCAUCUUCAUGGGCUUCCAGACGGCUCAGGAUGACAGCGGGCAGAUGCAGGAGCUUGAGGGCUCCCUCAAGGCCGAGCUGGUCAUCAUUGAAGACCCUGAAGAUCACUGUGAAGACAGCAGCACAAAGGAGAAGAGCCACAGCAGCUUAACCAAUGGAAAUGUGGGACACAAAGAGGGAGUUGGAGACAGACGGCCAGAGAAAUGGAUAGGAACAGGUUCAGAAGAGGAAUGAAACAGGUGGAUCAGUAUCUAGGUCCUGCUGUGGUCUCUGAUUUCGGCUGCCUCCAUCUAGCAAGGUUUCUAUGUUUGUCAUGUGUUGUCUGCUGUUUCCUCAUGCAGAGCUCUGGUCGUAUGACGCACAAGUGAACAACAGGUGAGUCUCUGGUUGAGGCUGAGUGUCAUGGGACAUGGGACAUAGACUCCAGGCUGUUACACUCUUCUUUAAUGUUGUCGGACAUCGCAGUCUUUGCAUCUUCCUGAUGACUCACUUACAAGAACUCUUGUAGAAUCUUUCUGCCUCUAAUGUGGAUGUUCCACCUCUCCACCCUGAUCAUCUCUUUAGCUGUUUUGGCAGAACAAUGAGGAUCACUGUCUGGUUGAGUGACUUUCCAUGCAUUUGUCUGAAGGAGAGGACAUAGAAUACUCCUGAAAACCUCUCCAGUCACCCAGCAUCCAAAAUGAGGCCGAGACUGGACACUUGGAAGAAGAAUCCAUCAGUUUAUUCUUUCUCUGCUGCGAUUAAUAAACGCAAACACAUGUGUAUUUUACAUCUUAUUAACCAUGUUUCCCCUCUGCAGUACAAAUUACAAGCUAUACAAACUACCACUCAGUACCUUAACCAGUCCAUGUUAGAUCUACACAAUUCAUACAAUGAAUGAAAUGUAGGAAAAGGUGUGACCAUCUUCUGAAAAUGAAUAUUUGUUCUGGUCAUCAGAUGUUCUAAUACCAUAGCGUAAGACAUCUCCUGACAUCAGUGAUGAUGAUAAAUUAAAAGGAAUUACAUGUUUGGCUUAGCCACACUCAGUCCUUAAAUGUGGAAGUUGUGGGCUGACUACCAGGCUACUUUUGACUUGGAACAGACAGAACACCAGCCGCACCUAUGACGUGUAUCCCAGCUGAAGAUUUACAGUACGUGCCAAGUUAUAGACACUGGACAUGCAAAAGGUGUAAUAAAAAAGGUUCUGUUUCUUC
Messenger RNA from Mugil cephalus (flathead mullet), 2730 nucleotides. It is a transcript of the gene palmda, whose product is annotated as palmdelphin a. Bases 77 to 1771 code for a protein of 564 amino acids. Gene Ontology annotation, cellular component: membrane; cytoplasm. The record is from RefSeq and is a predicted model, not a curated record. Gene Ontology annotation, biological process: regulation of cell shape. NCBI's taxonomy places the organism in Eukaryota, Metazoa, Chordata, Actinopteri, Mugiliformes, Mugilidae. The transcript is spliced from 10 exons.